UCAUGAACCAGGCCAUGCGAUGCUCGAGGCCAGUGAGCGAGUGAGUGAUUUCAUGGUGCUACGAAUUCUUGGACGAGGCGAGGGGAGAGGAGAAGGGCCACGUCGGAGAGUUGGAGGUUGAGAGCAGGAAGGAAAUGUUGAGGAUGUGCGUGGAGAAAGAUAAUCACAUUUUGUUGUGUGUCGAGAUUGGAAGUUUUUAGGGUUUCUGCAUCCUUCUGCACGCAUGGCAUGUGCGCUGAGAUUGUGUAUUUCCGGUCAAGAAGGAGGAGGAGGUUAGCCAGGAGCUUGAUGCCGUGAUUUCCUGGAUGGUGGUAGAUUGCUUGGUUUAGGAUACAGCUUUAGGGUGGGAGUGUUCCUGAUCUUGUGGAAGAAGGGGAAAGACUAUAGGAGGGUCAAACGAUCGAGCGCCAUGUUUUAUGGUGCUAUGAUAUGGGAUCCGUGGCUGAUUCUAGCACAGAUCGUGUGCAUCCAGUCACUGUACUACAUGAGUUUAGGGAUUUUCUUGUGGGCGUUUGUAGGCACGCAAGUGCCUGAGCUCACGCUGAAAUAUUUCUUCAACCAUUCGCUUGUCACGGGGGCCUCGGUCGUGGGGUGGAGCGUAAUCGCUGCUUACAUUGUUAACUCAUUGUGCGGAGCCGCAUGCAUGUUUAUAUUGGUAGAGAGGGCCAAGAAGUGUCUAGAUUUCACCGUGACUCUGUACAUUAUUCAUCUCAUUUUGUGCGUUCUUUACCACGGCUUUCCGACCAGCUUUUUAUGGUGGUUUGUGUUCAUCUUGUGCGUGGUGAUAACUGCUCUCUUUGGAGAGUGGUUGUGCAUGCGACGGGAAUUGAAAGACAUUCCCAUGAGAAGUACUCGACUCGAUGUUUGAUUACAGGAAUCGAUUGAGCGUCACACGCUGGGCCUGCCGGUUCGGAUUCGGUUGUUUUAAUGCAGCACCAGGAAUUCCACUUACUAUGUACAUCCAGAGGGGCGAAUCUUCUGCCAUGUUAUGGAACAAUUUUUAGGUUUUGUGUACUCUACGGUUUCAGUCUUCUUUGAGCGUAGCAUCGGAUUAUUGAUUUGUUCUCGGGAACCAGCGGUGUAUUUACCCUAUCCCCUGAAUGUUUCCUUAGUGGAACCCUUUAGAGAACAUGGCCGACUCCACGUCUUCAUGGUAGUUUGACGAAGAUAGACACUUCGACAUGUAUUGUUAAAUAACAUAGUAUCGCUAAGUUGCAGGACACCUUUGAAGGUCAUGUCUGGACUAUGCUGUGAAUAUUGACUGGGAAAUGUUACAAAAGAACCAAGUUGUUCUAUUCCUUCAAUAUUUUCUUAGUUUA
Messenger RNA from Physcomitrium patens, 1319 nucleotides. RefSeq lists its product as uncharacterized. The record is from RefSeq and is a predicted model, not a curated record. NCBI's taxonomy places the organism in Eukaryota, Viridiplantae, Streptophyta, Bryopsida, Funariales, Funariaceae. Gene Ontology annotation, cellular component: trans-Golgi network; Golgi membrane. Gene Ontology annotation, biological process: Golgi to plasma membrane protein transport; protein localization to Golgi apparatus; Golgi to endosome transport.